Molecule: messenger RNA, 819 nt
Organism: Patella vulgata (common limpet)
Lineage: Eukaryota; Metazoa; Mollusca; Gastropoda; Patellidae
Product: galactocerebrosidase
Exons: 9
Coding region: 1-819 (272 amino acids)
Biological process (GO): galactosylceramide catabolic process
Cellular component (GO): lysosome
Molecular function (GO): galactosylceramidase activity
Source: RefSeq, a predicted model, not a curated record
AUGGCGAUGAUUUUAUACUUUGUACUUUUAUCAAGUCUCCUUUAUAACAUAAAUGGUAACGAUGGUGCUAAUACAUACACCAUUGAUGAUUCUGUUGGUUAUGGAAGAACUUUUACUGGUAUAGGAGCAAUCAGCGGUGGAGGGGCCACAUCAAAACUACUUGUGAAUUAUCCAGAGCCGCAAAGAUCUGAAAUUUUAGAUUACUUAUUCAAGCCUAAUUUUGGUGCUUCACUUGACAUCUUCAAAGUCGAAAUAGGUGGUGAUGUUCAAAGUACAGAUGGAACAGAAGCUUCUCACAUGCAUUAUGGUUGGGAUGAAGAUUAUACACGAGGUUAUGAAUGGUGGAUGUUACAAGAAGCUAAAAAGCGAAAUUCCGAUAUCAAGCUCUAUGGGUUACCAUGGGGGUUCCCUGGAUGGCUGAGAGAUGACAAUGACCUUCCCUGGAAAAACAUACCAACAACAGCUGAUUAUAUAGUCAAGUGGAUUAAUGGUGCUAAAGUUCAUUAUAAUCUUAAUAUUGAUUAUAUCGGCGUUUGGAACGAGAGUCCGUAUAACAUAACUUAUAUAAAGACAUUACGUAAAUCUUUAGAUAAGGCUGGUUUCGGCAACACGUUAAUUGUAGCUCCUGAUGAGUUCCAUUGGGUUAUAGCUGAUCAAAUGGCUAAUGACACAGAAUUAGCCAAUGCUAUUUACGCUAUUGGGUCCCACUAUCCAAAAACACAAAGUACUACUAAUGCUAAGAAUUCUGGAAAAUCACUCUGGGCAUCUGAAGAUUUUGUUUGGGGAAGAAAUUUAGCAGAGAAUAUUACAAUACUUUAG